UUCAGGCAGGAGGUGCCGGGUGACUUUGGACGUCCUCACAGCCCGGCGAGGGUGACGGCUUAGUCUAGACCGACGGGUUCGUUUUCGUCCAUUUGGGCUGCAGGCUGCUACCGCAAACAUGCUCCGCCAGAUCGUCGCCCAGGCCAAGAAGCAUCCCAGCUUGAUCCCCCUUUUCGUGUUUAUUGGAGCAGGAGGUACUGGAGCAGCACUGUAUUUGACACGUCUGGCAUUGUUCAAUCCAGAUGUCAGUUGGGACAGGAAGAAUAACCCAGAACCCUGGAACAAACUGGGUCCCAAUGAUCAAUACAAGUUCUUCACUGUGAAUAUGGAUUACAGCAAACUGAAGAAAGAAGGUCCCGACUUUUAAGUGAAAUGUUUCACUAUAAAGCUGCUUAAAAUGAAGGUCUUUCAGAAGCCAUCCGCACAAUUUUCCAUUGAACCAGGAAAUGCUUCUUGUUUAAAUGCAUGAAAUCAUGUUUAUUUGUUGGAGUUUAUUGCACAGAUUAAUAAAUCUCUGAAACUUAA
This is a messenger RNA of Octodon degus (degu), 525 nucleotides long. It is a transcript of the gene Coxfa4, whose product is annotated as NDUFA4, mitochondrial complex associated. Bases 119 to 367 code for a protein of 82 amino acids. Lineage: Eukaryota; Metazoa; Chordata; Mammalia; Rodentia; Octodontidae. The transcript is spliced from 4 exons. The record is from RefSeq and is a predicted model, not a curated record.